UUGAGCAGCUUUCUCUUUACACGCCACAACUGUUUUCUGCUUUCAUCUCCAACAUGUCUCAAACAGAAAACUCAACCAGCAAAACAGUUAAAUUCCUCUACAGUUACGGCGGCAAAAUCGUUCCCCGCCCUACCGACGGCGAACUCCGCUACGCCGGUGGAUCUACUCGCGUUCUCGCCGUCGAUCGUUCCAUUUCAUAUGCAGAACUUUUGGUAAAAUUCGUUGAAUCGUGUGGAUCUUCAAUGAUUUUGAAGUGCAAACUACCGACAGAGGAUCUGGACGUUUUAGUUUCAGUCAAAUCCGACGAAGAACUAGAUAUUGUGAUGAAGGCGUACGAAAGAGUUUCGCCGGAAUCGAAGAUCAGAGCCGUUUUAUUCCCGAUGAAAUCCGUGAAGAAAAUCUCGGCGCCGUCGUCUCCGGUUUCAUGCUUCGAUUUCCCCUCCAUUUCAAAGAGAAAUCCGCCCCCGCAGUGUCGAAUAUCCUCGGCGGCAUAUCCGGUAGUCGGAUAUCCUCGAGGCCUCUCUUCGGAUUUACACUCAAUAGUUGUUGGAACUAAAAGAGGAAAAACUCAAGUUUCCAUUUUUUUUCUUUAAUGAAAAUGAAUAUACAAACUAUUGAUUUA
This is a messenger RNA of Salvia splendens (bonfire salvia), 622 nucleotides long. RefSeq lists its product as uncharacterized. Gene Ontology annotation, molecular function: protein binding. The transcript is spliced from 2 exons. The record is from RefSeq and is a predicted model, not a curated record. Lineage: Eukaryota; Viridiplantae; Streptophyta; Magnoliopsida; Lamiales; Lamiaceae. The coding region runs from base 54 to 593 and encodes 179 amino acids.